Postia placenta MAD-698-R-SB12 is the source of this 1590-nucleotide messenger RNA. RefSeq lists its product as hypothetical. The coding region runs from base 1 to 1590 and encodes 529 amino acids. The transcript is spliced from 10 exons. Gene Ontology annotation, molecular function: monooxygenase activity; heme binding; iron ion binding. The record is from RefSeq and is a predicted model, not a curated record. NCBI's taxonomy places the organism in Eukaryota, Fungi, Basidiomycota, Agaricomycetes, Polyporales, Adustoporiaceae.
AUGAGUCUUCCGUGGGCAUACUGUACCGCCGUCUGCAUAUUGAUCUGCGCAGCCGGCUAUACGUUUGCGAAGCAACGUGCAAAAGCUCCUUUACCUCCUGGUCCAGCGCGAUUGCCAAUACUUGGCAACGCGUUGAACGUUCCCUUUGAAUUUCAGUGGCUCAAGUUCACCGAAUGGGCUGGGAUAUACGGGGAAAUAUUUAGCCUUUCAGUAUUAGGCCAUUCUAUUCUGGUCCUCAACUCAGUUAAUGCCAUAGAGGAGCUGUUCGAAAAGAGGAGUGCAUUGUACGCCGAUCGCCCUCACAUUCCCCUGGCAGGCGAGAUGGUUGGGUUCUCUUCCAUACCGGUGUUGGAGCGCUACGGCAGACGUCACAGGGAAGGUCGCAAACUCAUCCUCAAUAGCCUGGACCACCACAAUCAGACAGAUAUCCAUCGAAUACAACGGAACAAGGCCGCCUUAAUGCUUUCCAAGCUUGUUAGUAAUCCAAAAGACCGGCGGUCACACUCUCGCUGGUUCAUUGCCGCGGUUGUGUUUCAAUUGACUCACGGGCAGCAAAUCGAACACGUCGACCACAUCUUUGUCAAGCUGGCAGAACGAUUCAAUAAGGACUUUUCCCACAUGGUAAGACCUGGACGCUUCCUAGUAGAUAAUAUUCCCAUUCUGCAAUACCUUCCGAGUUGGCUCCCUGGGAUGGGCUUCAAGAGUCUAGCAAAGGAAUGCAGAGAACAGUUUCUGCGCCUAUGCAAUGAACCGUAUGCCUACGUGAAAGAUCAGGUGGCUAAUGGGACUGCUCUGCCUUCACUGGCGGCGAGACUGAUUGAGGAGAACACCAAUCCUACACCUGAGGAAGAAUGGUUCUAUAAAACUACGGUCAUGCAGUUCUACGCAGGUACGCUUAUAUCCACGGUGUCUUCGAUUGAAUCGUUUGUCUUGAUUAUGAGUCUGUACCCAGAAAUUCAGCAGAAAGCACAAGCUGAGCUGGACUGCGUUGUUGGGCCGGGCCGCCUGCCAGACUUCAGCGAUGGAGCAUAUUUGCCCUACCUGGAUGCAGUCCUGAAAGAGGUCUAUCGGUGGAAUCCUGUACUACCAAUAUCCGUGCCCCAUCGUGUCAUGCAAGACGACGUCUACAACGGAUUUCAUAUUCCCAUCGGUGCGACAGUAAUUGCGAAUUCCUGGCACGUGGCAUGUUUCCCCAAUGUCGGCACUCUCGCUGAUGUCGAACUCAGGGCUGUUCUUCAUGACCCAUUGCUGUAUCCAGACCCGUUCCAAGUCAUUCCAGAGAGGUACCUUAACCAGGAAGGCGGUUUGAACCCAGAUCCCCAGAAGUUUGCCUUUGGUUACGGGCGACGAGUCUGUCCGGGGAGAGUCCUUGCAGAAGACUCGAUAUUCAUAUUUGUCGCUUGCGUGCUAGCCACGUUGGACAUCAGCAAGGCGGUGGGUCCCGAUGGACUGCCCAUUGAGUCAGGUGUACAGUACACAGGAGGCACUGUCAGUCACCCCGGCCCCUUUCAAUGCACCAUCAAGCCUCGUUCAGCAGAAUCAGUGUGUCUCAUCCAGAGCGCGGCGAUGCAUGUAGAUUAUAUGAACUAA